This is a messenger RNA of Nakaseomyces glabratus, 840 nucleotides long. The record is from the annotation of a RefSeq genome assembly. Lineage: Eukaryota; Fungi; Ascomycota; Saccharomycetes; Saccharomycetales; Saccharomycetaceae.
AUUUAUCCCUUUAGUAAGGAUAAUAUGUUGAUCAUAAAUAAUUAUUUUAAUAAUAUCUUCUACACUCUUUAUAAUUAUUAUAAUAAAUAUAAUAAUAAUAAUAAUAAAUAUUAUAUUAUUAAUAAUAAUAUUAAAGAUUUAGUAAUUUAUGGUCUUAAUUUAGAAUCUAAUGUAAAUAAACCUAAUUUUCUUAAAGAUAUUAUAAAUAUAAUAAAUAUUCCUAAUAAUUUAUUAUAUAUUAUUGUAGGUAUUUUAUUAAUAGAUGGUCAAAUUAAUUAUUCAUCUAAAAAGAAUUUAGAUAAUAAAAAUAUUAUUGAUAUUAAUUGUAAAUUUAAAUUAAAAUUAUCUAUAAAAAAUAAAGAAUAUUUAAUUUAUGUAUAUAAAUUAUUAGAACAUUAUUGUAUUUCAAUACCUAAAUUAAAAAAAGAUAUAAUAAGAGGUAAAGAAUAUUUAAAAUUAGAAUUUUAUACUAGAUCUUUACCAUGUUUUACAUUAUUAAGAAAACAUUUUUAUAAAGGUAGAAUAAAAAUUGUACCUAAUGAUUUAUAUGAUUUAUUAAAUUAUGAAUCUUUAGCUCAUAUAAUUAUAUGUAAUAGUUCAUUUAUUAAAAAUAAAGGUAUUUAUUUAAAUAUACUAUCAUUUCUAUUAAAAGAAAUAAUCUUUAUUAUAAAUAUCUUUAUUAUUAAAUUUAAUUUAAAUUGUACUUUACAUAAAUUAAAUAAUAAUUAUAUUAUUUAUAUUAAAUUUAAAUCUAUUAAAUUAUUAUACAAUAAUAUUAAAAAUUAUAUUCUACCUUCUAUAAAAUAUAAAUUUUAUUAUAAAUUAAAAUUAUUAAAAUAA